Molecule: messenger RNA, 783 nt
Organism: Ostrinia furnacalis (Asian corn borer)
Lineage: Eukaryota; Metazoa; Arthropoda; Insecta; Lepidoptera; Crambidae
Exons: 3
Coding region: 152-679 (175 amino acids)
Source: RefSeq, a predicted model, not a curated record
UAAACAACAAUACGAGAAAACUGAAAAAUAAUCUUGAAUUAGGAUAGUUUUAUUAGUAAAACUUAUCUAGAUCUGUAAUUUUGUAAGAUUACAAGCUUAAGCAGCUAAAUUAAAAGCUAAACUUUGUGUUUGUAAAGUGCUAUUUCCAAAAAUGUCGCUUUUUCCGGCAUAUGCACUAGAAGAUGCCGAAAGUUGCACCGAUGUGCAAGGAAUGCAAGAAAUGUCUCCUGCAUGCGAGGCGAGCUUACUGGCCAGCGACGACGAGGCGCCGCCGCCGCGCUCGCCGCCGCCGCCGCCGCCGCCGCCGCCGCCCUCCUUCCGCGACACCUUCUACCUAGACCCCAAGUCGGACUACGGCAACUUGCGAGUGUCGACCCUGUACUACCCUGGCAGACCUCAGUACGCCAGCCGCAGCUCGGCGGCGCUGGGCGCGGCGGGCGGGGCGGGCGGGGCGGGCGGGGCGGGCGCGCGCAAGCGGCGCUACUUCGAGGCGCGCGCGCCCGAGCCCGGCCCGCUCGCCGACGAGCUGGCGCCGCGUCUGGCCGCCUUCCGCGCCAUGCUGGCCGACACGCCCACCGACGUCGACCUGUGGCUCCAGUUCAUCCGCUUUCAAGUCAGUAUCGGGACUCUUUGCUAUAGACAACAUAAUGACACCACAGUCGUCCGACUGAAGUGUUAAUUUUUAAUCCGAACGGAGCAUCGAGCGUGUCCAGUAUGAAGCGCUCAUAAGUGAAAGAUAAGAGGCCGUCGACAGUUGACCUUAAUGGAUUUCACUGACGCGGA